Molecule: messenger RNA, 390 nt
Organism: Spirometra erinaceieuropaei
Lineage: Eukaryota; Metazoa; Platyhelminthes; Cestoda; Diphyllobothriidea; Diphyllobothriidae
Source: the annotation of a GenBank genome assembly
AUGCGUAAUGGCCAAUGGAGAGAAGCAGGACUGCGUAUUCGCUCCCCCGCCCUCUUCAGCCUCAAGUUCUCUGCUAUGCUAAUGAACGACAACCGUGAUGAGAGCCCUGGGAUACGCAUCGCCUUCAAGAUUGACGGGCAUCUUCCCAGUUGUUGGCACAUGCAGGCCUCGACGGUGCUACCUAUAUCAACAGUCCACGACCCGCUCUUGGCGGGCGACUGUGUGCUGAACAUCAAGACCGGUGAGGACGUGCAAAGGAGCGUGGACCUCCUCGCGCCAGGUGCAUCAACUUCAGUCUAUCAACACGAACAGAGCAGUGGCCAUGCGCCAACCGUCGCUCAACACGGAACACAGCACUCCUUGAAUCAAUGUCAGUGGCAGCCAAAUUGA